AUGAUGAAGCUCUUUCAUUCCAUGCGGAAGCGGAUUCACUCGAGCGACAAGUUGCAGGCCAGUCGUCAGUCCUCGGCAGCGUCCGCUACCUCCGCAAGUUCGUCCUCGUCCCAGAUCGCCUCGGCUCAGGCGAGCUCCGCGACGCCCCAUGGCGCCUCGACCUCUGCGGGCGCUGCGCCUGGCGGAGAGACAACGGCUGUGCCGCUAGGCGGCGAAGGCCCCUCAGGACCGCUCUCGGCUCCGGGGACUGCCGCCGGCCUCGGCGGUUUGGCUACGCCGCCUCCGGGCGGAGGAACGCUGGUCGGCGUGCGGCCCUCUGGUGCUGAAAGUUUCCUCCACACCGACAGCACCAAAGGGAUUCCAGAUGCAAGGCCUCGCACCGCGUACGUGGCAGGAAGCUACGGCAACCCGUCGACUCUCUCCACGCCGUUCGAGAUUCCCAAUUUCGACGAUUUGCCGCCGCUCUUCGACGCGCCUCAAGCGGACCGGCCGGAGCUGUUUCGCAAAAAACUGCUUGCGUGCACGUGCAUCUUCGAUUUCAAUCUGCCCAAUGUGCAUGUCAAGGAGAAGGAAGCGAAGCGACAGACUCUGCUGGAAAUUGUAGAAUACGUGAACAACUCGCGGCAUUGCUUCAAUGACCACAACCUCCCGGACGUCGUCAACAUGGUUUCCGCCAACAUUUUCCGGGCGCUGCCGCCGUCUCACGUGUCGAACUCGGCGACGUAUGACCCCGAGGAAGAAGAACCAACUCUGGAGAGUUCCUGGCCACAUUUGCAAAUUGUCUACGAGUUUUUUCUCCGAUUCAUCGUCUCGAACGAUGUAAAUCCCAAAGUCGCUCGGAAAUACAUUGAUCAGCAAUUCGUCCUGAGGCUGCUCGAGCUCUUCAGCUCUGAAGAUCCUCGCGAACGCGACUAUUUGAAAACGAUUCUCCACAGAAUCUACGGGAAAAUCAUGGCUCUCAGGCUGUUUAUACGCAAAUCGAUUCAACAAGUCUUUUUCCGUUUUAUCUACGAGGACGAGAGCCCGAACGGGAUCUCGGAAUUCCUGGAAAUCCUUGGCAGCAUCAUCAACGGUUUCGCUUUGCCUCUCAAGGAGGAACACAAGUUGUUCCUUGAGCGCGUUCUGGUCCCCCUCCACAAGGCUCGGUGCCUCAGUCCUUUUCACCAGCAACUCACCUACUGCAUGCAACAAUACGUGACGAAGGACAAUCGCCUCGCCGAGCCGAUCAUUCUCGGCCUCCUGCGCUUCUGGCCGGUCACCAACGCGCCGAAGGUGGUCCUCUUCCUCAACGAGUUGGAGCACAUUUUGGUGAACACACAGCCCCCGGAGUUCCAGAAGGUGAUGAAUCCGCUCUUUCGGCGCCUGGCGGAGUGCAUUCAGUCACCCCACUUCCAGGUUGCCGAGCGCGUUUUGUUUUUGUGGAACAACGAACACAUCGUCAAGCUAAUCAACCAGAACCGACAGGUGAUCUUCCCGAUCGUCAUCGCCGCUCUGUUUAAGAACUCGCAGUACCACUGGAACUCGACUGUCCACACGCUGACAUACAAUGUCUCAAAGUUGCUGGCAGAAGCAGACGCUGCUCUAUUUGAUGAAUGCUCCAACAAGCACAUUGCCGAAGAGGAAAAGCGCAAGCAGCAAGAGGAGGAGCGCUCUCGGCGGUGGGAAGAGCUUAAGCAAGAGGAGUCGGAGCGAGGCAGCGAGGAGGACGGGUUCCUGGUUCGCUUUUCCUCCGACGGGCUUUUUUGA
This is a messenger RNA of Neospora caninum, 1746 nucleotides long. Its product is annotated as GE25516, related. Lineage: Eukaryota; Apicomplexa; Conoidasida; Eucoccidiorida; Sarcocystidae. The coding region runs from base 1 to 1746 and encodes 581 amino acids. The transcript has 12 exons. Gene Ontology annotation, biological process: signal transduction. Gene Ontology annotation, molecular function: protein phosphatase regulator activity. The record is from RefSeq and is a predicted model, not a curated record. Gene Ontology annotation, cellular component: protein phosphatase type 2A complex.